This is a messenger RNA of Linum tenue, 630 nucleotides long. NCBI's taxonomy places the organism in Eukaryota, Viridiplantae, Streptophyta, Magnoliopsida, Malpighiales, Linaceae. The record is from the annotation of a GenBank genome assembly.
AUGUGGGAGCCGCGAUUCGAACAAGUUCAGCGGGAGAAAGAGGUCUCAACCUCGUUGAAUCGCUUCAUAAACAUGCAGAGGACGCUAGAGAAAACUGGAACUAGGCCAAGCAAAGUAGCAAAACGUGAGAGUUCGUCUGAGCCAAAGGCAGACUCAAAUUGUCCCAAGGAAGUGAUGAAGUUCACUAAAGGAAUGCAAGUCGAGGUGACAACUGACGACGACGGUUUCAAAGGUGCUUGGUUUGCUGCAACAAUUAUUGAACCUUCGGGUGAAGACGAGUACCUUAUUGAGUACAAAACCCUGACGAAUGAUGAUGAUACUGAGUUUCUCAGAGAAGACAUUCGUGCUUGCAACAUAAGGCCUUGUCCGCCGGAGAUCACUGUUGUGGAUGGAUUCAAGGUGAUGGAUGAAGUAGAUGCUUACUACAACGAGGGCUGGUGGGUUGGCGUGAUUGCAAAGGUUUUGAUCAACUGCAAUUACGUGGUUUACUUUAAAGAGUAUGAUGAGAAGAUAACGUUCAAGCAGGCUGAUUUGAGGCCACAUCAGGACUGGUUAAAUGGGUUGUUCCUUCAGAGGUCUGAAUUUUAUGCUCUCAAUUCUCAACACACUACUAGCUUUUCUAGUAAAUGA